Pomacea canaliculata is the source of this 2490-nucleotide messenger RNA. Its product is annotated as 60 kDa SS-A/Ro ribonucleoprotein-like. The transcript is spliced from 8 exons. The record is from RefSeq and is a predicted model, not a curated record. Gene Ontology annotation, cellular component: ribonucleoprotein complex. Bases 177 to 1844 code for a protein of 555 amino acids. Gene Ontology annotation, molecular function: RNA binding. Lineage: Eukaryota; Metazoa; Mollusca; Gastropoda; Architaenioglossa; Ampullariidae.
GACUAAGUAAGGUACGUAGCGCCAUGGUGAUCAAUGAUCAUAAGGAUAAUGGCCGUACAUCAAGUCUCGUCAGCGAUUAGUUAAUUAAUAUUUAUGCUACAUACUUUAACGAAGACAUCUGAACAAUCUACACUGGAACAUCGUUCUAAGACUGGAGGAAAGGGCCACCUCACAGAAUGCCGUUCAGACGACACAGGAGCCUGGACAGCGACGAGGAUUCAGACCCUGACAUAAGUGACCCGGGGGAAGGAGAGCAGGCCAAGUUCCCGGUGUCCGACAGCACCAAGCUAACACGACUGCUCAUCCUGGGGGGCACCCAUGUCAUUCACCUGCAACCACGAUCUUCAGGCCCUCCCCAAGCUGACUCUGGUUGGUCGGUGGUUGACAAGAUGAUCCAAGAUGGCAGGGGGGAAGAGGUGGUCGAGGUCCUGAAGGACAUGAGUGUCAGAGGCAGGACCAGCAGGCAGGAGGGCCUUAUUUUUGCACUGGCUAUGUGCAUUCGCAGUCAAGACUCCAAGACGAAAAGGGCAGGCUAUGAUGCCAUCUCGGGAAUAUGCAGCAUACCGACCACAUUGUUCCUGCUCGUCAGCUACGUGGAGGCCAUCGGUAAGAUGCGCCAGCCACCCUCCACGGGCUGGGGGCGUGGCCUGCGGAGGGCGGUGUCCAUAUGGUACAACAGACAUGACCAUGACCCCGUGCCCCUGGCCAUGCACGUGACCAAAUACGCAAGUCGACACAAGUGGAGUCACCGUGACCUCUUCCGCCUCUCUCACAUCAAACCUGUCAACGCUGCCGUUGGUUUUAUUGUUCGUUAUGUCCUCAAGGGUUUAGACGAAGCCGAAAGGUUUUACCUCGAGGAUGGUUAUCUGGAUCGAGAGAAUCUUGAGAAGGUGCACAGGUACCUGAAGGGCGUGGAGGAGGCCAAAAUGUGCGAGGACGAAAAGAUGACAAUAAAACUCAUCCAAGAACACCGCCUGGUGCGUGAACACCUGCGCACCGAAAUGUUGAACAGUGCUGAGGUGUGGCGGGUCAUGCUUCCCGACAUGCCCCUCACUGCGAUGCUGCGUAACCUGGCCAAGAUGACCACCUUGGGUCUGCUUAACGACGUCACCAGCCUGAACAUGGUGAAGACAAAGCUUCUGAAUGUCGAGGCCAUGAAGAUGGCAAGAGUUCAUCCGCUGAAAAUUCUCAUUGCUCAUCGAACAUACGCCAGAGGAAAAGGAGAGAAAGGAAAACUAGUAUGGAACCCACACCCAGUCAUACUAGACACACUCGACAAAGCCUUUUACCAAAGUUUCAGCAUGGUGCAACCAACGGGGAAAAAAUUUCUGAUCGGUCUAGAUAUUUCCAGUUCUAUGGGUAGCGCCAUUCCCAAUUCAAGUAUAAGUUGUCGAGAGGCUGCGGCCUGUAUGUGCAUGGUCACAAUGAAGACUGAAGAGUGUUGCGAGGUCGUGGGAUUUCACGACAAACUGAUUCCAUUGCCGGAGUUCAUGGACAAAGACAAGACGCUGGACGACUUGGUCGUGUACACGCAGAACCUGGGCUUCGGCGCCACGGACUGCUCCAAGCCCAUGACGCACGCGCGCAAGAAGGGCAAGGACGUGGACGUGUUUGUCAUCCUGACGGACUGCGAGACCAACUUCCACAUGGUGAGCCCCUGGCGGGCGCUGCAGCGGUACCGGGACAAGAUGAACAAGCCCACGGCCAAGCUAGUCGUGGUGGCCAUGACCGCCGACAGUUUCAGCAUCGCCAGACCCGACGACGUCCACAUGUUGGACGUGGCGGGGUUCGAUCCUGACCUGCCGGAAGUUAUACGUGAUUUUCUGAUAGGCGACUUCGAAUAAAGCUGUAGGAUUCUGCCAGAGGUCUGCAAAAGAUUUACUAUCAGCAAGCUAUUGUGGCUCCUAGCUAGGCAUAUUUAAGCUCGGCGCUUGUUGUUGAUAGCAUUUGGGUUUCCCUCCUUCAGACGUUUUAUGACUCGAAUGCACUGAAUGACCCCAUUGGAGAAGGGAGUCUUAAUAGAUAUAAUAAUUUAAAAAACUUCGGUGUUUCUAAAUUGUGUUGAGUAAAAAGUUUGGUGGAAAACAGUUUUGUCUAGCUGCUCACGUUUUAUAUUUAGCUGACCCUAACCCUAGCCUGCUUUUAACACACUUUGUUGACAUUUUGAGGCAUGUAAAUAAUGAGAUAUUCAUCCGUCAUAUUCAGUGUUUUGACAAUGUGUAAAAGAUGCAAUAGUCGUGUUUAUAUUAAUAUAAAUAUCUUGGGACUGUAUAAUAGUUGUCUUAUUCUUGCUGAGACACAGAUGUUUAACAAAUAUUAAAAUGAUUUUUAUCUGAAGUUGUCUAAGAGUGAAAGUGUUUGUAUCUGAGGAAGAAAAUAAGCUGAUAUUUAUCGUGGUUUGGCAUUUGAGCAGAGCAUUAUGCAGCAAUAUAUGCCACUUCCAUCGCUUUGGUCCCAGUUGUUUUAAAAAUAAAACAAUAAUUGAUACUA